Acaulospora colombiana is the source of this 858-nucleotide messenger RNA. Lineage: Eukaryota; Fungi; Glomeromycota; Glomeromycetes; Diversisporales; Acaulosporaceae. The record is from the annotation of a GenBank genome assembly.
AUGUCGUCAACGCAAAACUUUCUGUCGGAAUAUCAAGAAUACUUAACCGCCAAUCCCAAGUCCAUAUUGAAAAGUGCAUCCGAGUCGGACGAAGAAAGUGAUGGCGACGCCUCCACGAUAUCAUUCACCUCCAAUUCCUCUUCGAGAUACACCGAUACCACUUGCGUCGAAUCUCCAUUGAGCACCUCCCCCAACGAUGAUUAUUGUUUUACCACCGCCUACGAUGGUUCCUUGAAACUUUUGCAACAUGGAAAGAGUCGACGAAGUUCUGUGGCAUCGCGGAUAAGCAAAAGCUCCACCAAACGAAGAAAUACCUAUCGUCCCAACCUAUGGAAGUAUUCUUCGAUAUCCACCUGUAACAGCUUGGAGAUGACGCCGAAAGCCUUAUCGUCCAUCACAUUAUCGGCCCCCUCAAAGGUGUCGAUUUCCACCGUCGGCGAGGCAACUAAUGCUUUUGCGAUGUUUUCCUUUGAGUCGGAAAAAUGUGGCCCUGGAGACUCUAUUGAAAUCUUGAGGUCGCAACUGAACGGCAUAAAGGAGAGAAGUAUGGUCAUUAAAGGUUCACGUGACAUAACCUCGUUGGCAAAAAUGAUUGCAGCGUGGAGCGAGAGUAUACCCUUCUUAUCGAUAUUCGCUUCCAAGGAAAAAAGUCCCGUUGUCGUCGCAACCUGUGACAAUAACGACAACCACAACAAGGGUAAGGACUCUGUUGUUACUGAAGAGACGUCCAACGCAGUUGUACCAACGGAAGUUGCGAAGGUUGAUGGUAGUAGUGACAACAAGGUGACACCAAGAAAAGAUCAGUUCAAACUGUUCGAGCUUUUCGUAAAUAUUAUGACGAACGGAAGAGUUAAUUAA